AUGAACUCAGGCAGUGAUUUAGAGUUAGACGAUGAGAAUAACGACACUAUUUCGCAAAAUCAAGAGCUGGGACAAGUUAUGGAUAUCAACCUGUCCUCGUGGAAUGAGUUCUACCCGACAGACUCAGCCACUGCAAGCAAUAUUUCCACAGACAAGGAGGCCUUGAUCUUAUUCAAGUCGGGGGUCAAUCUCCCUCCAUCUUUCUGGGACCAAAACUCAUCCCCCUGCUCCAACUGGACUGGUGUUGCAUGCAACCAAAUUGGGCAGACUCAGAGAGUUGUUUCUCUUAAUCUUUCAGGCUUGGAACUUGCAGGGACCAUAAACUCCCAUGUUGAAGAUUUGGAAGUGUGUGACCAAUAUUGCUUGAAAGAGCUGCAAAUGCUUGGUUUAGCAAGAAACAAGAUGUCUGGCCCAAUACCGAACUCCCUAGGUAAUCUCAGAAAGUUGAACCACAUUGAUUUAUCUGGAAAUUACUUUGUUGGCCAUGUACCCCCUACUUUUGCAAGCAUUGAGAGAUUGCUUUCCAUGGACUUAUCAAACAAUUUGCUCAAUGGAACAAUUCCAAGAGAAAUUCUAAACCUCUCUAGUUUGAGCACCAUUCUGAAUUUGUCUAACAACUUUCUAAGUGGACCUUUGCCUGAAAUUGGUUUACUACAAAAUGUUGUCACUGUAGACCUCUCUGACAAUGCCUUAUCUGGAUCCAUUCCCAGCUCAUUUGAAAAAUGUACAAGCUUGGAGGAGUUGUUCAUGGCCAGAAAUACACUCUCUGGUUCUCUUCCAAAUGCCCUGGCAGAAAUGAGAGGUCUUGAGAUUCUAGACCUCUCCUCAAACCAGCUCUCUGGGUCCAUUCCUGAUGAACUUAAAGAGCUACGUGCCCUUAGCUACUUGAACCUCUCCUUUAAUCACUUGGAAGGAGUAAUUCCCAAUGGCGGAGUAUUUGUUAAAAAUACCUCUAAUGUCCAUCUAGAAGGCAACCCAAAACUUUGCCGGCACUUACCAUGUGGGAAGAGUGGCAAUCAGAGGAGAAAAGUACUGGUCCUAGUACUCAUCAUUGCUGCUGCUUUGGUUACACUAGCAGUAUGUACUGUGGUUGGUUGUUUGCUUUAUGUUAAGAAACACAAAGGCUCCGGCUACGAAGCAACAAGUAGAGAAACUACUUCUUCUGACUUAUUAAAUGGGAAGCAUCAAAUGGUCACAUAUGAAGAGCUACGUGUGGCAACUGGUAAUUUCAACCAGGAAAACUUGAUUGGAAGUGGGGGCUUUGGGUUUGUGUAUAAAGGGUAUUUAAGAGAAGGAAUUGAAGUCGCAGUGAAAGUGCUUGAUGUACAAAUUAAAGGCUCCUGGAAGAGCUUUUUGGCGGAGUGCGAGGCGCUGAGGAGUGUGAGGCACAGAAAUCUUGUUAAGGUGAUCAUAACAUGCUCUAGCUUGGACUUCAAGAACAUGGAGUUUCUGGCUUUGGUUUAUGAGUAUCUGAGUAAUGGGAGCUUGGAAGACUGGAUAAACGGCAAGAGAAAAAAUGCAGAUGGAGAUGGAUUGAACAUUGUGGAGAGACUGAAUGUGGCCAUUGAUGUUGCUUAUGGAUUGGACUAUUUGCGUCAUGAUUGUGAAGUUCCAGUGGUGCACUGUGAUUUAAAGCCCAGUAACAUUCUCUUGGACACAGAUAUGACCGCAAAGAUUGGAGAUUUUGGGUUAGCUAAAUUGCUGAUGGAGAGAACAAUGAGCACUCAACAUUCCCUUAGCUCCACAAAUUUCCUGAAGGGUUCUAUUGGAUACAUACCCCCAGAGUAUGGGUUUGGACAAAAACCAUCGACAGCAGGAGAUGCAUACAGUUUUGGUGGAAUGCUGUUGGAGCUCUCUACUGGGAAAAGCCCAACCCAUGAAAGAUUCACAGGGGACCAAAACCUCAUCAGAUGGGUGCAGGCAAGUUUCCCUCACAACAUGACCAAAGUGAUAGACUCUCAGAUGCUAGACCUCAUGCACUAUCAGCCCAAUGAAGACCCAAGAACCAUCCCAGAACUAGAACGUAAUUGCUUGAUCUCAAUUCUGGAGGUUGGCCUCUCUUGCAGUUGUGCCUCGCCUGAUGCCCGCAUUAGCCUGAGGGAAGCCCUUUAG
Messenger RNA from Prunus mume (Japanese apricot), 2112 nucleotides. NCBI's taxonomy places the organism in Eukaryota, Viridiplantae, Streptophyta, Magnoliopsida, Rosales, Rosaceae. The record is from RefSeq and is a predicted model, not a curated record.